Molecule: messenger RNA, 531 nt
Organism: Penicillium manginii
Lineage: Eukaryota; Fungi; Ascomycota; Eurotiomycetes; Eurotiales; Aspergillaceae
Product: 40S ribosomal protein eS10
Exons: 5
Coding region: 1-531 (176 amino acids)
Cellular component (GO): cytosolic small ribosomal subunit
Molecular function (GO): RNA binding; structural constituent of ribosome
Source: RefSeq, a predicted model, not a curated record
AUGUUUGGGAUGAUCUGCGACCAGCGAUUCCCCGAAUUGCACCAGGAACUCGCGACAAUGCUUAUCCCCAAGGACGACCGCAAGAAGAUCCACGAGUACCUCUUCCGCGAGGGUGUGCUCGUGGCCAAGAAGGACUUCAACCUUCCCAAGCACGGUGACAUUGAUACCAAGAACCUCUAUGUCAUCAAGGCUUGCCAGUCUCUGACCUCCCGUGGUUUCCUCAAGACCCAAUUCUCGUGGCAGUACUACUACUACACCCUCACCCCCGAGGGUCUUGACUACCUGCGCGAGUGGCUCCACCUCCCCGCUGAGGUUGUCCCCGCCACCCACAUCAAGCAGCAGCGCUCCCACAACCCUCCCCGCGGCAUGAUGGGCGGUGAGGACCGUGAGCAGCGUCGUCCCCGCGCUCCCCGUGAGGGUGGCUACCGCCGCCGCGAGGAGGGUGGCAAGGAGGGCGGUGCCCCCGGCGAGUUCGCUCCCUCUUUCCGUGGUGGCUUCGGCCGUGGCCGCGGUGCUGCCGCUCCCCAGUAA